Molecule: messenger RNA, 1517 nt
Organism: Triticum dicoccoides
Lineage: Eukaryota; Viridiplantae; Streptophyta; Magnoliopsida; Poales; Poaceae
Product: peroxidase 2-like
Exons: 2
Coding region: 78-1076 (332 amino acids)
Biological process (GO): hydrogen peroxide catabolic process; response to oxidative stress
Molecular function (GO): peroxidase activity; heme binding
Source: RefSeq, a predicted model, not a curated record
UCAACAUACAGGCAUUCUCCACCGAUCGAGCACUUCUCACACUUGAUCUCUCUUCUGCUAGCUUCGAAGAAAUAGAAAUGGCGGCUGUUGCUGCAAAGCCGCAGGUUUUGGUGGCUUGUGCCUUGCUGCUCCUCGCAGUGGGAUGCCAGGCCAGCCCUUUCUGGCCACUGGAGAUCGGCUACUACCACGACAAGUGCCCCCAGGCGGAGGCCGUCGUCAAGGGCGUCAUGGAGAAGGCCAUCUCCCAGAACCCCGGCAAUGGCGCCGCCAUGAUCCGCAUGCUCUUCCACGACUGUUUCGUCGAGGGCUGUGACGCUUCCGUCCUCCUGGACCCGACUCGGUUCAGCCCCACGCCGGAGAAACUCAGCCCGCCGAACGACCCUACCCUGCGCGGCUUCAAGCUGAUUGACGCCAUCAAGGACACCCUCGAGGCAGCCUGCCCAGGCGUCGUCUCCUGUGCGGACAUCAUCGCCUUCGCGGCCCGUGACGCGUCCUGCAUCCUCAGCAGGGGCAAGGUAAACUUUCAGAUGCCGUCCGGCCGCCGCGACGGCACCUUCUCCAACGCAUCCGAGCCUCUCAAGUUCCUGGCGCCGCCGACGUCCAACCUCAGCGACCUCGUCGCUAGCUUCGUCAUCAAGGGCCUCAACACGGAGGACCUGGUCGUCCUCUCCGGCGCGCACACCAUCGGGCGUUCCCACUGCUCGUCCUUCGUCUCCGACCGCCUCAACACCCCCUCCGACAUUAACGGAGGCCUGGCCGCGUUCCUGCGGGGGCAGUGCCCGGCCGACGCGACGCCGGGCGGUAACGACCCGACGGUGAUGCAGGACGUGGUGACGCCCAACAAGCUGGACAGACAGUAUUACAAGAACGUGCUGUCGCACACGGUGCUCUUCACCUCCGACGCGGCGCUCAUGACGUCGGCAGAGACGGCGAGAAUGGUGGUGGAGAACGCCAAAAUCCCCCGGUGGUGGGAGGACAGGUUCGAGAAGGCCAUGGUGAAGAUGGCCGGCAUCGAAGUCAAGACCGGCUACCAGGGCCAGAUCAGGAAGAGCUGCCGCGCAAUCAACCACUACUAAUAAGUGCAGUACGUAUACGUAGUGCAGCAGCUGCGCACGUACGUGCAUGCAUGGUAAAAUUUGACGAUUGUUUCCUUCAACCUGCAAAGCGAGUUCAUGUCGUAAAAUUUCGCGAUUCUUUCACUUGUUGCCUUUUUUUUUCUUUUCUUUGGUUAUUCCUUGGUUCAAUUGUAGCCAAGCUACGGAAUUGUUCGUGUAUAUUUUUUUUGAAAAGGGGAUUCCCCGGCCUCUGCAUCAGAUCAAUGCAUACGGCCUCUCUUAUUAAACAAAUAAACAGGUUCUGAACAAAGGUCUUACAGAAAAAGGAACCAAAGCAGCCUAUAGCUCACAUAGAGCAUCGACUGCAAGGCAGAAAUGAGAUAAGCCACAACCCGGCUGGCAAAAUAGCAGAUAGGUAAACUAAACUCCUAUCCUAUUACAUGAUCGCCAUCCAAACCGGUU